AUGUACCUGAUCACUGUGUUUGGAAAUCUGCUCAUCAUCCUAGCCGUCAGCUCAGACCCCCACCUCCACACCCCCAUGUACUUCUUCCUCUCCAACCUGUCCUUUGUAGACAUCUGUAUCACCUCCACCAUCAUCCCAAAGAUGCUGUGGAACAUCCAGACACAGAGCCAAGUUAUAUCCCAUGAAGGCUGUAUGAUUCAGAUGUAUUUUUUCAUGCUGUUUGCAGGGUUGGAUGACUUCCUCCUGACUGUGAUGGCCUAUGACCGCUUUGUGGCCAUCUGCCACCCCCUUCACUAUACGGUCAUCAUGAACCCACACCGCUGUGGAAUUCUGAUUUUGGUUAGCUGGAUCAUCAUCGUCUCCUUAUUUUACUGUACAUGCCUAGGCGUGUACCUUAGCUCUGCUGCUCCCCACCGCUCACACUCAAGUGCAACAGCCUCAGUGAUGUACACUGUGGUCACACCCAUGCUGAACCCCUUCAUCUACAGUCUGAGGAACAAGGAUAUUAAGAGAGCUCUGAGAGAGUUCUUUCAAAUAUCAGCUAUAGAAAAAUGUAAUUCACCUGGGCUGAAGAAAGGCCUCAGAACCAUAAAUUGCUAA
This is a messenger RNA of Odocoileus virginianus texanus, 600 nucleotides long. The record is from RefSeq and is a predicted model, not a curated record. Lineage: Eukaryota; Metazoa; Chordata; Mammalia; Artiodactyla; Cervidae.